This is a messenger RNA of Suillus plorans, 1152 nucleotides long. RefSeq names its product 60S ribosomal protein L17/L23. The record is from RefSeq and is a predicted model, not a curated record. Bases 379 to 798 code for a protein of 139 amino acids. Gene Ontology annotation, biological process: translation. Gene Ontology annotation, cellular component: ribosome; cytosolic large ribosomal subunit. The transcript is spliced from 5 exons. Gene Ontology annotation, molecular function: large ribosomal subunit rRNA binding; structural constituent of ribosome. Lineage: Eukaryota; Fungi; Basidiomycota; Agaricomycetes; Boletales; Suillaceae.
GGUGAAUGUAAUAAUAAUUGUUAAAAAGGAUAUGAAUCAUUGAGCUAAUUAAAGAGCCACAAGGUAUAUAUAUGGUUGUGUCAUCGAGCCAAGAUUUAAGGAAAACCUUUCUGAAAAACUUUGCUGGGGUUGAAACUCGUCUUUCGUGACUUCGUUUUGUCUCUACGGCUCACGUAUGUUACCAGCAGCGCAGCCUGCGAGGCUGGACGCAGGCGUGAGGAGUGCACACUCCAAGAGGUACAGCAUGCCACAUGGACGUACAGAAUCGUACAUCCGGGAGUUUCCGGUAUAACUGUACAGUUUGAAACUUUGGUGAGUGAGCAUACCCAGGUAGUCGGGGGUCACGCAAGAUCCAGCAAGCAUCCAGCAACAUAUACGAUGGGGAAAGAUCGCGUUGGCGCCUCUGGAAAGAAAUUCCGUAUGACACUUGGUCUCCCUGUUGGUGCCGUCCUCAACUGUGCCGACAACAGCGGUGCCAAGUCACUAUUCAUAAUCGAGCCUUAUGGUUUCGGUGCACGACUGAACAGAUUGCCUGAUGCUGGUGUUGGUGACAUGGUCGUUGCAUCAGUAAAGAAGGGGAAACCUGAACUGAGGAAAAAAACUAUGCCCGCUGUUGUUGUCCGCCAACGUAAGGCAUGGCGUCGGAGAGAUGGUGUUUUCUUGUACUUCGAGGACAACGCCGGUGUUAUUGUUAACCCCAAGGGUGAUAUGAAGGGCUCCGUCAUCGUUGGCCCUGUCGCAAAAGAAUGUGUUGACCUGUGGCCCCGUAUUGCAGCUAAGGCCGGCUCUGUUGUAUGAUUUAGAUAUGGUACAAUCGCAUUUUUUUUCAUCGUCUCACACUUCAUCAGUAACUAUUGUGCAAGUCAUAGUAGGCUAAGCAGUCUAUCAGUCAGUCUCGACCUGUGACAGCGUUACUUCAAUGGCCCAUCUAUCGCACCAAUAGGCCCAGUAAUGCAAUUCGCUAUCUGUGAAUGCAUUCAACUGUGGAAUUCGAAAACAGUGACUAUGCGUGCAUGAUAGUAUGACCGUCGUCAGUUGCAUCUUAUCUCACCAUUUCUGUCCGCGUUUACUUCCGGACUCCAGCCAUCAUAUGCCGCGAUUAACCUUUUUUGGCUUUCUGUGUGCCCUUGAUCUAAAAUGAAAUGCUAAACG